UACAUGCAUUGCCUCAAAGAAUACUACCAAAUGGGCGACGUCCUCUUCUUCGAUCCGUGGCCCCUCGGUCCCCCCUUGAUGGCCAUUUUCAACGUCGAAAUGUUGAAUCAAGUCAUUGACGGAAACUAUCCGAAACAUCCUCUCGUCAAAGAAUUCAUUGCCAAUUUUGGAGGCCCCGCCAAUCUCGUGAGCGAAGAUGGUCCCGUAUGGAAACGUUGGCGCACCGCCUUCAAUCCCGGAUUCUCUUCCUCCCAUCUCAUGACGCAGGUGCCCGCCAUCAUCAAGGAAGCCAAAGUCUUUUGUGAGAUUAUGGCACAGCACGCCGAGAAGAACGAUCUCUUCCGCAUGGAAAUUGCCACCACCAAGCUGACCGUCAAUGUCAUCGGUCGCAUCGUGCUGGAUGUCGACUUGAAUGCUCAACUGGGCUCCAACGUCCUCGUGGAUGCAUUCAACUCACAAGUGCGGUGGCAAGCACGCGGUGCUCAAUUCCAACCGAGCGAACUGUGGGAUAUUCGGCGGCCCAUCAUUCAACGGUACAACAAUUGGAAGAUGGACCGGUACGUCGGAGCUCGGCUUGAUGAACGCUUCGCAGGCAGGCAAAGUCGAGGUCGAUCCAAACAUGUCAUCGACCUCGCCUUGGAGACAUAUCUCAAGGAGAUCAAGGGUGGCGGCGGGAAAGACAGUGGAGACGAUGACAAACAGCAGACGCAACUCGAUCCCGAAUUCAAAGAAGCCGCCAUCAGCAAUGUCAAAACCAUGCUGUUCGCCGGCCAUGAUACCACCAGCUCCACCAUUUGCUACGCCUAUUACUACCUCUCCCAAAACCCUUCCACCCUCGCCAAAAUCCAAGCAGAACACACUGCCGUCUUCGGCCCCGACCCCACCACCGUCGCCGCAUCCAUCAUCCACGACCCUCAUCUCCUCCACAAAUUAGAAUACACCUCCGCCGUCAUCAAAGAAGUCUUACGUCUCGACUCUCCCGCCAGCACGAUUCGUUUGGGCAAAGCUGGUCAUACUUUGUAUCAUCCGGAGACGGGAGAGAAAUUUCCCACGGAACAUUUUAUGCUCUGGCCGGUGAAUGUGGGCUUGCAUCGUAAUCCGAAAUAUUGGCCGGAUCCCGAUCACUUUGACCCGGAGCGGUUUGUGGUGGGAAGUGCGGUUUAUCAUGAGAAUAAUAAAGAGGCGUGGGUUCCUUUUAGUAAAGGGUCGAGGAAUUGCAUCGGUCAAGAACUCGCCAUCAUCGAAACCAAAAUCAUCCUCGCCAUGACACUUCGCACGUUUGAUUUUCGCGCCGCCUACGAUGAGCUCGCUCUCCUCAAGGGAGAUGGUACGGGAUAUCCGAGUGAUGAUUCUGGCGUGCAGACCCAGUUUGGCGAUCGAGCGUAUCAGAUUCAAUUGGGCACGGCGAAACCUGCUGAGGGGAUGCCGUGUCGGUUGAGGUUUUGUUAGUGAGGUAGUGGGAUGGUUCGUAGGGGGCGGGAGGGGGAGUAGUGUAGAGAGAGAGAGAGAGAAGGAGAGAGGUAAGUAGGUAAGUAGGUAAUGAGCUACAUGUGAC
Molecule: messenger RNA, 1555 nt
Organism: Sphaerulina musiva SO2202
Lineage: Eukaryota; Fungi; Ascomycota; Dothideomycetes; Mycosphaerellales; Mycosphaerellaceae
Product: cytochrome P450
Exons: 2
Coding region: 31-1449 (472 amino acids)
Molecular function (GO): iron ion binding; monooxygenase activity; oxidoreductase activity, acting on paired donors, with incorporation or reduction of molecular oxygen
Source: RefSeq, a predicted model, not a curated record